AAUUUUUACUUUUUUUUACUAUUGUUUAUUAAAAACAAUCGAAUAGAUAUUUUUAACUAUCGAAAAAUUCGAUAGUUUUCACUAUAGUGCCCAUCACUUGUCAAUACGUACGUAGUUGAAAGUGAAGUGUUGCCGUUUGUGUGUAUUGAAUUUUCAUUUGUUUUUUUGCACAAAGUUGUCUGAAAAUGGCCGUUGCUGGAGAAUCAUUGAAUUUGGCAAAAGAUGUCAAACGAGCAAUCGAACUGUUGGAAAAACUCCAAAAAACUGGAGAAGUACCGGUGACCAAAUUAGCUGCUCUGCAAAAAGUAUUGCAGAGUGACUUUUUGUCAUCAGUUCGGGAAGUUUAUGAACAUGUAUAUGAAACUGUUGACAUACAAGGAUCUCAAGAUGUCCGGGCAUCAGCAACAGCUAAAGCUACGGUUGCUGCAUUUGCUGCUAGUGAAGGCCAUGCCCAUCCAAGAGUGGUUGAAUUACCCAAAACAGAAGAAGGACUUGGAUUUAAUGUCAUGGGAGGACGAGAACAGAAUUCUCCUAUCUAUAUAUCUCGUAUAAUACCUAGUGGUGUAGCUGAUAGACAUGGUGGUCUAAAGCGAGGCGAUCAGCUUCUAUCAGUAAACGGAGUGUGUGUAGAAGGUGAAAAUCAUGAAAAAGCUGUAGAGUUGCUUAAACAAGCUCAAGGAUCUGUAAAGCUAGUUGUUAGAUAUACACCAAAAGUUUUGGAAGAAAUGGAAAUGCGAUUUGAUAAACAACGUGCUGCUCGAAGAAAGCAACAAAAUUAAUAAUAGAUUGUCGUUGGUAUGAACUGUAGUCAAUAUAACCAUAUAUAGUAUUAAAUCAACUUAAGCACAGUAUCUACUUAGUUUAAGAGUGAUU
Molecule: messenger RNA, 873 nt
Organism: Sipha flava (yellow sugarcane aphid)
Lineage: Eukaryota; Metazoa; Arthropoda; Insecta; Hemiptera; Aphididae
Gene: veli
Product: protein lin-7 homolog C
Exons: 5
Coding region: 186-779 (197 amino acids)
Biological process (GO): neurotransmitter secretion; maintenance of epithelial cell apical/basal polarity; protein localization to basolateral plasma membrane
Cellular component (GO): basolateral plasma membrane; synapse; cell-cell junction
Molecular function (GO): protein binding
Source: RefSeq, a predicted model, not a curated record